CACGUCCUUUGUGCUGCCCCGCCCACUACAAGCUCACAGAUAAAUAUUGCGAGCGGCCACCUUCGUUGGAGAGCGUGUGAUUGUUCGUACCGUAAAGCUGCAUUAUCGUCCGGACCCCUCCCCGAUCCCCGCCCGCCACCACCCUACCUCAACCCCACACACAACCACGCACAUGCGUUUCUCCCUCCCCACCAGCAUGCCGUUCGAGACCUCCCGCCGGGCAGUGCGCGCGUCUGUAAUUCUUGCGCAAGGCGCAGACACUGUCAAGUCGUCGUUUGACGUCUCGUGCGCACUGAGCACCAACCGCGCGUUCACGUCCCCAAGAUGGACUAUUGCAGUGCUCACCCGAUACAUCGAGCUCAAGCAAAUGAAAGGAAAGAGCAAGAGCUACAUCGACGACAAGUUGUUGUCUCUCGAACGCGACUUCCCCCGCCUCUCAGCUGCUUUCGUGUACAUUAGACGCGAGUACGAGCUCCCGCCCUCCCGCCUCGCCGCGACGACGCAGACGCCCUCCAGCUCCGCGUCAACGCCAACAAUCACCACUCCGCGCCUGGAAGAGGACCCCGCGCCGCCGUACCUCGGCGACGUGCCAUCCUACGAGAGCUCGUCGGGGGACAUGGACGAGGGGAUGGAGGUCGACGAGGAGUGGCCUAACGAGAAGAGCCAGGCCGAGGACGAUGGCGGCGGCGACAGCGAGCCAGAUAUGCGCGAGUUUGUCAACGAGGAGGCCCUCGAGGAGGAGAGGUCGUAA
Molecule: messenger RNA, 751 nt
Organism: Vanrija pseudolonga
Lineage: Eukaryota; Fungi; Basidiomycota; Tremellomycetes; Trichosporonales; Trichosporonaceae
Exons: 4
Coding region: 173-751 (192 amino acids)
Source: RefSeq, a predicted model, not a curated record